AUGCUGCAUGUAUUACAAGCAUCUCAUUGCUCAGCCAAGCGUGACAUUUCCAUCAUGAGUACGCCGACCAAUCCUGCAGCCACCCUGGGGCCCUUCAUCGGCGUACUAGUGGCGGGUGACGACGAGGGCGUCGCCAACAAGGCUCAAAGCGCCAAUGAGACGAGUCCAUCGCUUGUCAAACCUGCUGAAUCCACCCAAUACGGAGGAGUCAGGACGUGGCACUCACCGCGAACGCUUGCUUUGGGCUACAUCGCCGUUGCCGCCUUCAACUUAAGUCUCAUGCGCGUGUGUGUCAAGUACGCGAGUCGCCACGUGACAUCACACGAAACGGUGCUGUGGCGGUCCGUUGUGGCGUGGCUGCUCAACUUGGUGCUCGUCUACCGCAGGAACGUCAAGCUGAUGGUAGCUCCGAAGCAUCGAAAUAUGCUCUUCUGGCGCUGUUUCUUCGGUACUUUUGGCAUUAGCAUUCAGUUCUACGCAAUGGCGCAGAUGGUGCUAACGGACGCCGUGGUGUUGAUCUUCACGAGUCCAAUUGUGACCUUUAUACUGGGCGCGUUAGUAUUGGGCGAAGCGAUUGAGCGUCUGGACUUUAUCAGUUGCUUGGCGUCCUACGUCGGUGUCACGUUCGUCACAAGACCAGCGUUCUUGUUUGGAACGGAUGAGACCAAGGAAAUACCGCCGCUUGCGAUUAUUUGUGCACUCGGUGGCUCUAUAAUGCAAGCUUCCUCGUAUAUUACGAUGCGCCAGCUGAAGAAGCUAAACUAUGCGAUUAUUAACUACUACUUCCUGCUCUUUGGGCUGCUCUACGCACUCGCUACGCUGUGGUAUUUCGAUGUGGGUUUCUCCUUGCCCACAGACUCAAGUCUGGUGGUCGCGCUGUUCGGUAGCGGCUUCUUUGCAUUUGUCGGCCAGGUGUUCUUGACAAUGGGCUUCCAGCAGUCCAGUGCAGGCAUUGCAUCCGUCAUGCGCUAUCUCGACGUCGUGUUUGUGCUGUUCUGGGACAUCGCAUUACUCGGGGAACACGUUAGCACGUACAGCGUCAUUGGAGCAGCCAUCAUUAUCACCAGUGCUUCAUUAAUCAUCCUGCCGAAGAAAUCGAGAGCCAAGGCGAAGCCAAAGACGGUUGAAUGA
This is a messenger RNA of Phytophthora nicotianae INRA-310, 1131 nucleotides long. RefSeq lists its product as hypothetical. The coding region runs from base 1 to 1131 and encodes 376 amino acids. The transcript is spliced from 3 exons. The record is from RefSeq and is a predicted model, not a curated record. NCBI's taxonomy places the organism in Eukaryota, Oomycota, Peronosporomycetes, Peronosporales, Peronosporaceae. Gene Ontology annotation, cellular component: membrane.